CUCAAUUUUCUUUGCAACAAUUCUCUCUGAGGAAACUCUUACUCUUUUCUCCUUGUUCAUCUUCUAGUAUCUCUAUCUUCUCUCUCUAAUGGAGUCUAGCCUGCAACUUUGCGUUCCAAACUUGGAAAAUCCACUUGAUUUUGACUGGCUGUACAAUGAAGAACCAUAUGAAAAUUGCUUUACGGGACUUCCACCACUGCCAGAGACUUUCUUUGAUUUCAAUUUUUCGCUUCCAUUACCCUGCCAUUACAAUUCCAAUCACAUGCACAAUAAUAUUCCCUGCAUUGAGUUUCACAAUUUUGAAGAUUUUAGUACUAGUGGGUUUUUCUUGGACAAUGUUGCUCAUUCAUCUCAAUGUGAAGACGUUAUGGUUGAUGAAAAGCCUCAAACGAACAUGAUGAAUUCUUUUACUCACCUUGAAAAUCUUACACAUGAAAAAAGAGGGUUACCAAGUUUGAACGAUAACACAGAAGAAGAAAAGAGGAGCAAUAAUGGUGAUGAUCAUAGGAAAAAAUGUGCUGGACUAGAAUUGAAUGAUAUACAGAAGCAUUUUGAUGUCCCUAUUACUAAAGCAGCUAAGGAAUUGAAAGUGGGCUUGACUGUGCUUAAGAAGAGGUGCAGGGAACUUAACAUCAUGAGGUGGCCUCACAGAAAAAUUAAGAGCUUGAAGUCUCUUAUAAACUCUGUUAAGGAAAUGGGUUUGGCUGAUGAGAUAAUGAUGCUGGAAGAGCACAAAAGGCUUCUAGAAGUGUUGCCAGACACGGAGUUGACUAAGAAAACCAAAAAGCUAAGGCAGGCUUGUUUCAAAGCUAAUUACAAGAAGAGGAGGUCUCUGCAGCUUGCUCAUGCUUGAUUUUGUCAAUUCUCUGACUGUCCAUGUGAAAGAAAUAGAAGGGAUUGUUUCUUAGAGUUAGUCUUAGAUCACACAGAAAAUCUUUUGUCUAGUUUGCAUAUUAAGGAUAGCGCAUCUGUUUAUAUGCCGAAAAUAGAUGAGAAAAAUGAAAAAUAUUACUCUGUUGAUUUGUGAAUGCAAAGAAUCUCUAUCACAGUGAUUUUAGUUUUUCUAUUUUUCACUCUUUCUACAGAUUAACCAGUUAGUCCAAACUAGAAAGCACUGCUUAA
Messenger RNA from Ziziphus jujuba (common jujube), 1122 nucleotides. Its product is annotated as protein RKD4. Bases 89 to 853 code for a protein of 254 amino acids. Lineage: Eukaryota; Viridiplantae; Streptophyta; Magnoliopsida; Rosales; Rhamnaceae. The record is from RefSeq and is a predicted model, not a curated record. The transcript is spliced from 3 exons. Gene Ontology annotation, molecular function: DNA-binding transcription factor activity.